Molecule: messenger RNA, 2124 nt
Organism: Closterium sp. Naga37s-1
Lineage: Eukaryota; Viridiplantae; Streptophyta; Zygnematophyceae; Desmidiales; Closteriaceae
Source: the annotation of a GenBank genome assembly
AUGCUGACUCUCGCGCGCACUUUCACGCACUCUCUCAUGUGCUCUCUCACGCGCUCUCACGCACGUGCUCUCUUGCGCUCUCACGCGCUCUCUUGCGCUCUCUCCCGCGCUCUCUCACGCGCUCUCUCACGCGCUCUGUCACGCGCUCUCUCACGCGCUCUAUCAAGGCGCACUCUUAGGGGCACUCUCAGGCGCUCUCUUUCGCGCUCUUUUUCCCGCACGCUCAUGCGCAUUCUCUCUCUUACGUCCUUUCUCUCGCGCACUCUCACGCACAUUCUCUCUCUCAAACGCUCUCUCACGCGCACCCUCACACGCUCCCUCACACGCUCUCUCACGCGCUCUCACACGCGCUCUCUCACCCGCUCUCUCAUGCGCACUCUCACGCGCUCUCUCACGCUCCCUCACGCGCUCCCUCGCGCACUCUCAGGCACACUCUCACGCACUCCCUCUCGCGCUCUCUCUCGCGCACUCUCACCACAUUCUCUCUCUCGCGGACUAUCACACGCAUUCUCUCUCUCGCGCUCUCACGCGCACUCACACGCACUCCCUCACGCGCUCUCUCAUGCUCACUCUCACGCGCACUUUCACGCACUCUCUCAUGGGCACUCUCAGGCGCUCUCUUUCGCGCUCUUUUUCCCGCACGCACACGCGCAUUCUCUCUCUUACGUCCUUUCUCUCGCGCACUCUCACGCACAUUCUCUCUCUCAAACGCUCUCUCACGCGCAUUCUCUCUCUUACGUCCUUUCUCUCGCGCACUCUCACGCACAUUCUCUCUCUCAAACGCUCUCUCACGCGCACCCUCACACGCUCCCUCACACGCUCUCUCACACGCUCUCACACGCGCUCUCUCACGCGCUCUCACACGCGUUCUCUCACCCGCUCUCUCAUGCACACUCUCAUGCGCUCUCUCACGCUCCCUCACGCGCUCCCUCGCGCACUCUCAGGCACACUCUCACGCACUCCCUCUCGCGCUCUCUCUCGCGCACUCUCACCACAUUCUCUCUCUCGCGCACUCUCACCACAUUCUCUCUCUCUCGCGGACUAUCACACGCAUUCUCUCUCUCGCGCUCUCACGCGCACUCACAUGCGCUCCCUCACGCGCUCUCUCAUGCUCACUCUCACGCGCACUUUCACGCACUCUCUCAUGUGCUCUCUCAUGCGCUCUCUCACGCGCUCUCAUGCGCCCUCUCGUGCUCUCUCACGCACUCUCUCACGCGCUCUCUCAAGGCGCACUCUCAGGCACACUCUCACGCACUCUCUCUCUCGCAUUCUCACCGCGUUCUCUCUCUCACGCGCUCCCUCACGCGCUCCCUCACACGCUCUCUCACGCGCUCUCUCACGCGCUCUCUCACGCGCUCUCUCACGCACUCUCUCACGCACUCUCUCAUGUGCUCUCUCACGCGCUCUCACGCACGCGCUCUCUUGCGCUCUCUCACGCGCUCUCUUGCGCUCGCUCACGCGUUCUCUCACGCGCUCUCUCACGCGCUCUCUCACGCGCUCUCUCACGGGCUCUCUCACGGGCUCUCUCACGCGCUCUCUCACGCGCACCCUCACGCGCUCUCUCAUGCGCUCCCUCACGCGCUCUCUCACGCGCUCUCUCACGCGCUCUCUCACGCGCUCUCUCACACGCUCUCAUGUGCGCACACACUCUCCCUCGCGCUCCAUCUCUUUCUUCUUCAAAUGAAAACGGCGGAGAGGGAAGGAGAGGCGACGGCGGGGAGUGGGGAGAGGCGACCGCGGGGAGGAGCGAGAGGCGACGGCGGGGAGGAGGGAGAGGCGACCGUGGGGAGGAGGGAAAGGCGACGGCGGGGAGGAGGAGAGGCGACGGCGGGGAAGGAGGAGAUGCAACGGCGGGGAGGAGGAGAGGCGACGGCGGGGAGGAGGAGAGGCGACGGCGGGGAGGAGGGAGGCGACGGCGGGGAGGAGGCAGAGGCGACGGCGGGGGGAGAUGCGACGGUGGGGAGGAGGAUAGGCGACGGCGAGGAGGAGGGAGGCGACGGCGGGGAGGUAAGGGAGCGGAGAUGGCGGGGUGGAUGGGACGGAGUGAUUGUGAGGUGGGUUGGAGAGGUGUCAGCGGGUAGUGAGGGAGAGGAUACGGCUGGAUGGAGCGAGAGCGACAGCUAG